Molecule: messenger RNA, 612 nt
Organism: Scutellospora calospora
Lineage: Eukaryota; Fungi; Glomeromycota; Glomeromycetes; Diversisporales; Gigasporaceae
Source: the annotation of a GenBank genome assembly
AUGUCAGAUUCUAUUCCUUACGAUCCUGAAAAGGCUGCCUUAUUAGUUAUUGAUAUGCAAGAAUUUUUUCGUAGUGACGUAGUCGAUAAAAUUAUUCCAAACGUAAAGUCUAUCGUUCUAACUUGUCAUAAGAAAGGAAUUCCAGUUUUAUGGACUCAGCAUGGUCAUAUGAAUGUUGAACUCGAUGGAGGCGCCUUGGCACGAUGGUGGAAAAAUAAAGAUGAAAUGUUAAUGCGAGGAUCUGAAAAAUGGCAAAUUUUUAAAGAAUUAGAUUCAAUUGUUGAACGAUCACCAACUUCAAUUGGUACCCUUGACUUUAUCAUCAAGAGUAAAACUCGCUAUGAUGCUUUCUAUAAGACUGAACUUGAUUCCUUUCUCACCUCCCUCGGUAUAAAAACACUCAUCAUUUCUGGUGUUAAAACAAACUUAUGCUGUGAGACAACUGCCAAAAGGGCUUUUGAUGAGAAUUAUGAUAUUGUCUUUCUUGAGGAUGCGACUGCUACGGAUACUAAAGAGAUGCAUGAGGCAGCUUUAUUGAACAUAGGAUAUGGAUGGGGCAUAGUUACCACUGUUAAUAAUACUACUAAAUGGCUUUCAACCCAUGAAAAAUAA